Messenger RNA from Ceratitis capitata (Mediterranean fruit fly), 1202 nucleotides. RefSeq lists its product as hypothetical. Lineage: Eukaryota; Metazoa; Arthropoda; Insecta; Diptera; Tephritidae. Bases 223 to 978 code for a protein of 251 amino acids. The transcript has 5 exons. Gene Ontology annotation, molecular function: N-acetyltransferase activity. The record is from RefSeq and is a predicted model, not a curated record.
AUUUGACCAACAGUCAUACUGGACGUCCGUAUAUAAAUAUCUGUAAGAAUAAACAAGGAAAAGUAAUAAUAGUGAUAAUUAGCAAGUGUGUAGAUUUAAAUCAGAAGACCAGACUCUCUCUCUCUCUCUCUAGCCCAAUAAGCUUAGUCCAAAUAUACAAUUUUGUAUACAAACUAAUAAUUACAACGGUAUCGUAAGUGGGUGUGUUCGAGUGGCAGCAAUAUGAGAGCUAACGACGGUCGUUUGUGGGGCAAAUUUCAUAAUGACGAUUUCGAAAUAAGAAGUUUGACUAAGGCAGAUUUGGAGGAAGCUUUAGAGGUAUUGGAUAAAUCAUUUUUCAUAAAUGAAUCCGUUUGCAUUGCCUGUGAAAUAAAUUUGCCAGAAAACGGCCAAGCCAGAACCGAACUACGCGAACUGUGUCGCUUAACUGCAGAUGAUGGAAUCUCGUUGGUGGCAAAACAUGUGGAGAGUGGCACAAUUGUGGGUGUGGCCUUCAACAAAAUACAGUACGUACCACCGAACGGUCAGGAACCAUUCUUCAUACAAUUUCGAAAAGAGCGCGCCCGCUCGCCCCAUGCUAAAGCUCUUAUGGACUUUAUGAUCGGCGUUGACUCUGAAACGGAUGUAUUUGAGUUAUAUAACAUCGAUACACUUUUGGAAUUAAUGUUUCUCGCCACAUUACCGGAAUGGGGUCGUCGUGGUGUGGGCACAGAGCUAAUACGUUACACCAUACACUUGGCACGCGAACUCUCGCAGGGCAUUGGUGUUGAGGAAAUACAUCCACAAUUGCGUGCUAUGCGCCCCAAAGCGGUGACGGCUAUCUUUACAUCGAUAUUCUCACAAAAAGGUGGUCGCGCAAAUAAUUUCAAAGUAAUCAACACUAUACCCUACACACGUUUCUCGUUCAAUGGCCAAACAUAUGAUCAGCGUAUAAGUCCACUGCACAAAACAACCGAACAUGUUGCGCUUUUGUUGUAGGAAUGGAGAAUUUUUCACUAACUGAAUUUGAUUUGAAUGAAUGAUUCAUGAUUAUUUGAAAUGUUUUCACUUUGGUAAUAUGAAGAGAACCUGAGAAGAAACUUUGUUUUGAUGUGAACUGUAGUUGUUGAGAGGUUUUGCAGAAGGUGCUGGAAAUAAUCACUGUUAUUUAGCGCUUUGUAAAUCAUUUGUAGAGCAAAUACAAUAAAUUAGCAUGAAAAAUA